AUGUCUGUUUUCUCUUUAGACGCCAAACAAGGAAAUCCUGUGACCACAGGAACACUUGAUGGCCUUUGCGCUCAGCUAGGAGUCCGAAUUGAAGAUCAUGAAAAGGAAGAUUAUCGUCGUUUGUUGGCUGUGUUUCAUGAUGCAAGCGAACAACUGAUGGGCAUGGAAGACUACAUUCCCGUGGUGAAUGAAGACAGAUUCUCUAGAGAGAACAUUCACUUUCCCCAAAAGCAUGACAACCCAUACGGUGCUUGGGCUUGGAAAUGUACUGUCAUCGACAAGCAAGCCAAAGGCGGUAAGCUUCAUGGCAAAACAUUCGUUCUCAAAGACAAUGUUGCUCUGAAGGGAGUUCCAAUGCUCCUAGGCACCAAUUUCAUCACAGACUAUACACCAGACUGCGAUGCCACUGUCACAACACGAAUCCUGGAAGCUGGUGGGACGAUCCUCGGGAAAGCCGUCUGUGAGAACAUGUGCCAUAGUGCUACAAGUCAUUCCUCAGGAACUGGUAUAGUCGAGAAUCCAAUCGCAAAAGGCUACAGCUCUGGUGGUAGCUCGAGUGGAUCAGGUGUUCUUGUUGCUCUUGGUGAAUGCGACGGAGCCAUUGGAGCAGACCAAGGUGGCAGUAUCCGUGUUCCGGCUGCCAACUGUGGUAUCGUCGGACUGAAACCAACAUUUGGUUUAGUACCUUAUACUGGCAGUGGCUCGAAUGAACCUACUAAUGAUCAUCUUGGCCCAAUGACUCGAACGGUCCUUGAAAAUGCCAUCUUCCUCGAGGCUAUUGCUGGUAGCGACAACAUCGAUGAUCGCUCGUUUGCUGCACCAUACCCUUCCAAGAUCCCAGAAUACAGUCUGAUAGCGAAUCUGCCAAUGGAUAAGCCACUGACGGGCAAAAGACUCGCUGUCAUCAGAGAAUCUUUGUCUUUGCCGGCCUUAGAUCCUCGCGUAAUCGACACUUUCAAAGCCGCUGUUGCUAGAUUCGAAGAACUCGGCGCGACAGUCGAUAAGAUCUCCAUCCCGAUUCAUUCGAAAGGCGCCGCCAUCUGGACCGGCAUCUCGAAAGUAGGAGGAUAUCUUGCAAAGACAUCUGGUUCGUUCGGAAGACGAGGUCACCAGAUGUUGACUCUUAAUUCAAAACUCCAUCCAAUGGGUCAGGACAACUGGGACAAUGCAUACGUUUCGACUAAGAACAUCUACCUCAAUGGUCUCUAUGCUGUGCAGAACUUCCCUCUUCUGCUAGCCAAGGCAACAAAUCUGUCUCGCCAAUUGCGAGAUGCGUAUGACGCAGCACUCAAAAACUACGAUAUCUUACUCACUCCUACACUGCCGUAUGUGGCAACCAGUCAUGCUGCAGCAGACGCUACACCAAUCGAGCAAAUCACAAAGCAGAUUGGCUUGACCACGAACACUGCACCGUUCAAUCAGAGCGGACAUCCUGUACUAGCGAUGCCGAUUGGAAUGCUAGAAGUUCUGGAAGGACCGGGUGUGGAGGCGAAGGUGAAGCUUCCUGUGAGCAUGCAAGUCAUCGGAAAGUGGUGGGAUGAAAUGUCGGUGUUUGAGACCGCAUAUGCUUGGGAGAGGGCUAAUGACUGGAGAGAGAUGUAA
Aureobasidium melanogenum CBS 110374 is the source of this 1602-nucleotide messenger RNA. Its product is annotated as amidase signature enzyme. The record is from RefSeq and is a predicted model, not a curated record. The transcript is spliced from 2 exons. Lineage: Eukaryota; Fungi; Ascomycota; Dothideomycetes; Dothideales; Saccotheciaceae. The coding region runs from base 1 to 1602 and encodes 533 amino acids. Gene Ontology annotation, molecular function: catalytic activity.